UUUUGGAAGUUUGACAAUAGGGCCCAACAAUAAAUCCCAAUUCACUACAGAAUCAUUAACCAAUAACCAACGAAGCCAAAGCUAACUCCGGCGAGAUACGCCACCUCCUCCGACCAUCCCCACCACCCUCUAUCCCAUUCCCGUCCCAACAAUGGAGUCGCAAUCUUCAAGAUCUGAAUCACAAACAGACCCUCUCAACAACCCAGCCACCAAAAUCCCGUUAGACGGACUCUGCCACGAACUUCACUCCCUCCAAGACCUAGCCAACCGCGGCGCGUGGCGUUCCAUCAUCGACAAAGUCUCACGCGCUAGAGCCCUCUCUCUUCUCCAAAAACCCCACGACCACGUCACCUAUCUCGCCUUCAACGCCCUCGCAUUCACCAAACUACGUCGUUUCAACGAAGCUUCUUCCGAACUCGAUUCCGUCGAAGAUCUCGAUAGUUCACACUACCAAUACGAAACCUACCCUAAAAUCUACCCUAAUCGUGUCGGAUCUAUGGUUCCUUUUUCCCUCCGGUGGCUUCACGCCCUAAUUCCGAUCAAAUUAGGUCAACGACAACAAGGAAUCGAUCGGUUAUACGGUCUCCUCGAUUUCGUGCGUGAGAAGAUUAUGACCAAGGAAAACAACAACCUAAGCGAUUCGGUUCGUGUUUGGAGAAAAAGAGAGGUUUUUGUUGUGAAUUGUAUAAUUGGUCACCAUUUGAGUCACAAAGAGUUUGGUGUUUGUUUAAGCUUGAUGAAAAGUUUACUUUCUCGCAAUUCUUCUGAUCCUUAUUUGAUUUCACAACUUGGGUAUAUUCAAUUACAAACUGGUGAUUUGGAAGGUGCUAAAGCUUCGUUUUUGAAAGCUGAAGUUGAUGGGAAGAACAAUGGGUCAUUGAGUGAGGUUGAGUUUAUGAAUCUUGUGAAUAGAAACAAGGCUUUGGUGUAUAUGGUUGGGAAGGAUUAUGUAUCUGCGGUGAGGGAAUAUGAAGAGUGCAUUGUAAGGGAUCAUACUGAUAUAGUGGCUUUUAACAAUAAAGCUCUUUGUUUGAUGUAUUUGAGGGAUUUGUCUGAUUCAAUCAAGGUGUUGGAAAAUGCUCUGGAAAGGGUUCCUACGGUUGCGCUCAAUGAGACCCUUGUUGUUAAUUUGUGUAGUAUGUAUGAGUUGGCUUAUGUGAAUCACUCGGAUAUUAAGAGAACACUUAGUAGUUGGAUUGCUCGUGUUGCUCCGGAUGAUUUUGAUGCGACGUGUACUCGGACAUGAUAAGAAGAUACCAUAGGAAGGGGGAGGUUCAUGAUGCCUCCACAGGAGUAUCUGUUUGCCUAAAAUUCCAAACUCCUAUCUCUUGCAACAUAAUUCUUAGUAAGGAUUAUAAGCCGAUGGUUGAGAGUUUAGGAUGGAAGAGCUUUAGGAAAAAGGAAGACGGGGUGAGGACCCAAAUUCCAACCCCAAAAGGAAAUGGAUGAUGAUGCUGGUAGUCGAGGGCGGGGUGGAGAAUGCAAAAUCCGCCCCCAACCUGAACUGUUACGAGUCUAAAUAUUUGAUCACAUGUCUAUUGGCAUGAAUUCUAAGUUUGUGCUUUCAUCCCAAUUCGAUCCAUAACGUUGCAUGACAGUAUCAACCUAAUUGCUCAUAUUAUCAAUAUCCUAAUUGCUCAUAUUAUCAAUAUUCUAAAAUGAUUUAUUAUAAAAUGUAUUGACAAUUUUGGUUUUGUCCACGUCAGUAUGAUUUAGAUUUUCAUCGUAUGAAUGUUGUAUAAGUUUUUGUUUGAAGUCUGUACCUUAUUUAGGUCUAUUGUUAUUUGAAGUCUGUACUUUAUUAUUGGACAAAGCUUUUGUAAUGCAGUAACCUUUUUUGUUUUUGUUUU
This is a messenger RNA of Lathyrus oleraceus (garden pea), 1850 nucleotides long. RefSeq lists its product as uncharacterized. Gene Ontology annotation, molecular function: protein binding. NCBI's taxonomy places the organism in Eukaryota, Viridiplantae, Streptophyta, Magnoliopsida, Fabales, Fabaceae. The coding region runs from base 152 to 1246 and encodes 364 amino acids. The record is from RefSeq and is a predicted model, not a curated record. The transcript is spliced from 2 exons.